AUGAACGACUUCAAAACCAGCAGAGAAUUGCUGCUAGAAGGGAAGAUUCUGAGUUUAGGGAGGAGGAGAGGGUGGAGGACCACCACAGGAAAGCUGCCGGGAGGGACCAUUCUAUGUCAGCAUCAUCGAAAAGAGAGAUCAGAGACAACACCUCUCUGGAUGGAACCCCUCGCCCACCUGCAACGGGAGGGUCACCCAGGGAGCGGCGGUUCUGUCACAAAUAGGAAAACCCCUUUUCAGUAUCUGGAAUUCUGGAUGCAGUCAAUUUUCAACUACACCAAGGAAAACUGCUCACAAAAGGAAUUGAAGCAGAAUUCCCCGCCAAUAUUCAUAGUUGGUACACACAGAAACAGUGUUGGUGAGAAGGGUAUUUCAGAAAAUCAACGUAAAGCAUUGAUAAAGGAAAUAUUUGACCGGAUUCGAGAUGGGAUCAAGGACAAGCCGUACUACACACAUGUGGUUUCUAAAUUCUACGCAAUAGAGAACUCUGUAAAAGACAACAAAAAGAUUCAAGAACUACGCAAGCACAUAGAGGACGUAGCAGUAGAAGAGCCUUACAUGGGAGAGAGGAUCCCUUUGAACUGGAUGACGUUUGAUGAUGAGAAGGGAAAGUUAAGUGGUGGAAAACCUGUUAUGACGCUAAAGCAGGUAAUGGAUGGCUUUGGGAUUGAAGAUGAAACUGAACUGCUGACGAUGCUAAAAUUCUAUCACGAUCUUGGCCACAUAAUAUACUUUGGAGGGGAUGGUGCUCAGGAAAGUCAGGCGCUAAAAGAUGUUGUUAUUCUGGAUCCGAAUUGGCUGAUCGAUUCCUUCAAGAAGAUCCUCACUGUUAAACCUCCCAAAGAACAGACUGUAAAGUAUCGCAAAUUUUGGGAUCGACUGAACGACAAUGGUAUAUUGGAGGAUUUGCUUAUCGACCACAUGUGGCAAGACAUCCUUGAGCACAAACAAGCCCUGCUGGAUCUGAUGGACAAGUUUGACCUUCUCUGUAAGCGUUUUGAUGAGCCUCGGGAGGAAGAGAAAAGUAGCACUGCUUCAGCCACGGCCACACAGCCUCGUCCCACAAAUGCAUCUUACUAUGUGCCUUCAAUGUUGCGGCAGCAGACAUCACGUUCACUCCAACUGGAGACAACCGAGAAUAACUCAAACGUGUUCUAUGUGGACUUCAAAGAAUUCCUCCCUGAUGGAUUGUUCCAUCGGUUGGUUGUGCGAGCUUUGCGAUGGUCUCAAGAUUUGGGUGGAGCAAAAUCAGCGAAUCCCCUUCUGCUCUGUGAUCAAGCAAAUGUCUAUGUAGAUGACCAUCAUAAGUUUGCCCUGCAAAUGGUGCACCAAUCAAAUCUUGCAUACAUCAAAGUGAGUGUCAUGAGAGUGGAAGUUUAUCCACCUCCACGACAUGUCAAAGCACCUUCAGGUGAUGUCACAUGCAAGGUUAAAGACUUUGUGGAAGAGCAUCUGCAGGACUUGAAAACCAUGUGGAUCAAGCGAAUAAACUACUGCAUUAGUGUGCAGUGUCCUGAUAAGAAGGUUUUCCACUUUCUACCACUGAAUGAAUGCAUGGCAAAGCCAGAAGUUGUCUGCCACUUUGAGAAAUCUCAUGUAGUCAUCAAAACGGAUGAAAUCCAAGCCAUGUUCAAGGAGGAAAGCUCCGAGGAAGAAGCUUCCGCUCCCGAGGACAAGCAACCGUUUAACGACAUCCACCUGAGAGAGAUAGCCAAAGAGCUCGGCCAAAACUGGGAGAAAUUAGCCACUUACCUGCAUUUCACACAAGACGACACGUACAAGUUUGUGACAAACUCGCAAACUGGUGUCGAUGGUGCGAUUUUCAACAUGUUUACAACAUGGAAGCAGAGGUUCAAGGGAGGAGAAGUGGAGCAGAUGAAAACAGAGAUGGCGAAGGCACUUGAAUUGAUUGAUAACUAUGUACUGGCUGAGAAGGUGCGGAUAUACUAAGACAACAACCAUGCCUACAUUUGUAGCAG
Messenger RNA from Patiria miniata (bat star), 1979 nucleotides. RefSeq lists its product as uncharacterized. Gene Ontology annotation, biological process: netrin-activated signaling pathway. Gene Ontology annotation, molecular function: netrin receptor activity; protein binding. Lineage: Eukaryota; Metazoa; Echinodermata; Asteroidea; Valvatida; Asterinidae. Gene Ontology annotation, cellular component: membrane. The record is from RefSeq and is a predicted model, not a curated record. The transcript is spliced from 11 exons. Bases 1 to 1950 code for a protein of 649 amino acids.